AGAUAAUUCUGUGAAUACUGGAAAAAGAGUGUUACUCUUUCUAGCUGUACCCAUGGCUGACGCGAGCUCAAUAUCGGCUUUAAUUCGCGUUUAGUCUCGUGAAAUGCGUCAAGUGAAAGGCUGCCCAAUUCAGGAAUGUCUUUGAUCGAUGCCAAUGUUUACCCCCAUUUGCAUCACGAUGCAGAUGACAGCGCUGAAGACGAAGGCGACCUUUUUAACGGGGUUAUUGCCAAAUUGGAAAUCAAUGAUGCUUCCAUCUUCAAGUUUCAAGUUGCGAAGACAUUCGAGAAGAACACGGCACCCGUAAACUCAUUGUCUUUUUCAGACAAUGGAGAGCUCAUUUUGAGUAGCGCCGAAGACGAUCAGAUGUGUCUCUACGAAUCAGUUCAAGUGAGAAUUUACUUUUAAAUUGAGAAAUCCUGGCAUAUUUUAUUCGCAUAGCAGGGUCUGUUCAGUAAGGAUAUCGGCAGCAAGAAGUACGGCUGUUCACACGUUAUUUUCACUCAUUGUAAUGAACAAGGCAUACAUGCAUCUACGAAGCUGGACCAUGGUAUACGUCAUUUGGAUAUUCCAAAUAGCAAAUACAUCAAAUAUUUUUCAGGGCAUCAGAAUACCGUUGAUGUGCUCAAAAUGUGCCCACAACAGGAUUUAUUCAUGUCAGGAUCCGCCGGAGACGAAAGAACCUUCCGUUUGUGGGAUGUUCGAUCACCAAAUUGUCAAGGAUUGAUAAAUCUUGAGUUUUCGAAUGAAGCCACUACGCAUAGACUUAGGUUUAUUGCAGCCUUUGAUCCUCAAGGAUUGGCAUUCGGGAUUGGAGCGGAAGACCGAAUAUUUCGACUAUUUGAUCUCCGAUCUUUUGACAGUGGUCCGUUUAUAGAAUUCACGUUGGAAAAUGAAUUCGAUGAAUCUAGUUGGCAUGAUGUAAAAUUCAGUCCAGACGGAAAAUUCCUAGCGGUUUCUACUUCAACGAAGUUACUGAUUGUGGAUGCUUUCAACGGGGAUGUUGUAAGGGUAUUCAAGGAACAUCGAACAGUAGGUGAAUCAACUACUGGUCCCCUGGAACCAUGUUUUUCGCCGUGUUCUCGAUACGUGCUAUCUGGGUCGACUGAUCAGAAGCUGCUUGCAUGGAACAUUGAAACCGGAAACAGGGUCAUGAUGAAAGAAACCACUCAUUCAAUUUGUCGUGUGUUGAAGUUUAACCCUACCUACUUCAUGUUGGCUUCUGGUGGCGUUUCAACCAAUUUUUGGGUUCCAGUCGUGAGUGGCGACGAUGAAACGGAAGAAUCACCCACGAGUAUUGAACGUGAAAAUGGGAAUUUUCAGAUAGUGGAAGCUGUUCAAGAUAUCUACAGCCCUGUGAAGAGCAAGGUUAAACUGCUCCGAGUUGGACUGUACGAACUCCAAAAAACCAUCGGGAAAGGGAAUUUCGCUGUUGUUAAAUUGGCAACUCACAUAAUUUCCGGGACUGAGGUGGCCAUCAAAAUCAUCAACAAGGUCGGCUUGGAUGAUGAUUGUCUCAAGAAAAUUCUUCGCGAAAUUGAAAUAAUGAAGAUGCUCCGACAUAAAUUCAUCGUCCGAUUAUAUCAGGUGAUGGAAACCGAACAAAAGCUUUACUUAGUUACAGAAUAUGCUAGUGGAGGGGAAAUUUUCGAUUAUCUUGUUGCUAACAAACGGAUGAGCGAAGAAGAGACGAGAAAGAUCUUUCGUCAAAUCGUUGCUGCCAUUUUCUACUGUCAUCAGAAUGGCAUUGUCCAUCGUGAUAUUAAAGCUGAAAAUUUGUUACUUGAUCGCGAUAAAAAUAUUAAGCUUGCAGACUUCGGAUUCAGCAACUUCUUUACUCCGAACCAGAAACUUUGCACUUGGUGUGGCAGCCCUCCCUAUGCGGCUCCGGAACUAUUCGAAGGCAAAAACUACGACGGCCCAAAAGCUGAUAUUUGGAGUCUUGGAGUAGUGCUGUACGUCCUGCGUUGCGGUUCUCUGCCGUUUGAUGGCUCAACGCUGCAGUCCUUGAGGUCUAAGGUUAUAUCUGGAAAGUUCCGUGUACCGUAUUUCAUGUCAACAGGCAAGUAUUGUGAGCACCUAGUGCGGCACAUUCUGUAUGUUGAUCCUGAUAAACGCUACAGUAUGAACCAAAUUAUAUCUCAUCGCUGGAUGAAGGCCGGUCCAACUGAUCCGGAGUGGGAAAGUCUCGUAGAAAUGUCCAAAUAUGAGACUCCGAAAGCCUUCCCGCAAAUAGAAUAUAUUCCUCCGGAUGCAUUCCACGCGAGUGUCCUCGAAAUGAUGGAAGAAAUCCCUGGACUCACGAAGGAACGCAUAAUUCAGAGCGUCAAUGAGGGUUGUUUCGACCACGUGAGCGCAUUGUACAAUCUUCUCGUGCAAUUGGAUGCAAAAGGGAUCCUGGGGAGUGUUCGACGUCCGUUGAGUGUCCCACGACCCCGUGCCGGCCCUUCACCUGACCGCCUAACUUGUGAUCGAAGUGAAGUGCGUGACAACGUGCCAUCAGUUACGAUCAGUGAUUCGUCGAUUCCUGAACAACAACCUCGGCCCCUGACUCUACCGCCGGAGUGGGUCAUUGACAAUCAGAUGGUGGAAAAAUUUGGAGAAGGUGGCGAUUGUGUCGAAUCUGACGGCGAAGAUCAGCCGCAUGCCCAGUACGGAAGAUUUUUGACGACUCGACGGCAUACGGUGGGACCCGGCGAUACGCUACACGAACAAGUUGGACACCCGUUACAAGAGCUCAAUGUUGAUAAUCCGGUGGAUGCGGGGGCUGCGAAGCCGGUCAUCAUUCCAAACAUUAAUCUCCCCGUGAACAUUCCGUUGUUACAAGGAUUGCCGACCGAAAAUUUUUCUGUGAAGAAUCCUCACCUUUUACGACCACCAGCUUACAUGGGAGCUAGUUUCGGACGGCGAGCCAGUGAUGGUGGAGCUAAUGUUCCAAGAACUGCUCAUGGACACAUUUCGGAAAACCAAAGCCCCGCAGGCUCUGCCUUCGUAACUAUGACACCUCGUUCGGGGAGUCAGGAACAUCUUCGGCUGGCAUCUGCUUUAAUGCCUAUGGGUGCGUUUGCGCCACAUCAUAUAGUGAUGGAAAUGGAUGAACAACCUCCGCCGCCCCCGAGUCCAACUGACAAUUCUCCUGCGUGCCUGAGAAGUUACUUAGCGGUGCGUGGGACUGCGAAAAGGCACACUGUGGCGAGUGCCGAAGAAGCACAAAUGGGUCGUCGAGUGCGGCGAACCGGAUUGCACAUGUUCACGGAUCGACCCCCAAUGUUCGGAGUGGUGAGGCCGGAGUCUGCUGGAACAGAAGGUGGGAUCACGUCUGGUUUGCCAGCGCCGAAAUAUCGCGGUAUGCAGGGGCAACUGAACCGCAUUCUCCAACAGUUGCAACCGUUGCCCAAGGUCGGCGGUAUUGGGACUGGCAAAAUGCGAAUGCGGCGGUCAGGUUUGACCACCGUCAUGGAGCAACCACCCGACUUCUUCGAUGCGACGCAUGGUGCUCGAGAUGGGCAAGUUAAAGUGAAAUGCAAUUACCUCAACGUCCCUGGUUCCGGAUUCCAACUUCGGAGAGCCAGUGACGGGAGUCCCCUGGGGGCAGGGAUCGGAACUGGGACCCCGUACCAACGGACUCCACCUCAUUUAGAUCCGUCUUUUCCACCACCAAUGCAGCGAGAAUGUUUGCUGCUUCAGCAGCAACAAAGAGGCGGAAUGCCCUAUGCCGACGGUCACGGGCAAAUGCCUUGGAUGCCAACUGCUGGAGACCGUGUGCGGUCUCUCUCUCCACACGGCAUCCCUUCUGCCAGCGCUUGCAUUUCUCCUGUUCCUUCUCCACCCAAUUGUGCUGGUUCUCCGUUGCAUCACGGCAGCAGUCAGCUUGACGCAUCUACUGCCUACCAAGUAGCACUAAGCCAACAGAUCCAGCAACUCCAUCUGCAACAACCUGGUGUCACUUCGCCGAGCGGUUCAAUGUCAUCAUAUCCAUCUGUGUCCCCAAUUGGCCGAGGAUCCAUCAGUCAGGGAACAAGUGGACUGUCAAGCUUGAAUAGCAUGAAUACUGCGUCAAUCCCGGUUGCAGUUGCUCUGUCGUGUGCUUUAGUUGUUGCUGCGGAGACCUCGCCAGGUUUUAUGACUCCGCCGCCGGUUCAUCCGCAAAGGGCAUCUCCUCCGUCGAAUUUGGGUCGCAUUCAGGAAGACGUAAUGGAGCAAAACGUGAUUGAUUCGUUAGGAAGCCCAGAAUCUGUUGAGGAUUUGGAUGAAGAUGGAUUGAGCUCCGCAAAGGUUGAAGGACCCGACUGUCCUCAGAUUUCAGUCACCGACGUCAUGGGAGAAGUGAGCAUCCGCGUCCCUCAGUGUGUCCCAAUGGAUGACUCCGACGAUCCUUUAGUGCUGAUGCAAUCCGCAUCCAUUACCAAAGGAACAAGUGGAAAAAUCGUACCCGGCUCGUCUCAGCAAUUCCGAAAGCAAGCGUACUUCCAAAAUGAUUUGUUCCACUGCACUUACCCGCCUGGUAUGGGUCCCGUAUCAUCCAACCUAGUGCAAUCGGAUAAUAUCUCGUCGAUGGAGAAGACCUCGAGUGGUUCCGUCAAAGUGCCGUUGUCCACGGAAUGCGCGGGCUUAGAUCAGCGAGCGAUAUUGUCCAUCCUUCAGCAAGUGAUCCAAAUCAGAGCACCGGAGCUAGAGCUCUGUGAUCCCUCGAGGGCAGCGUUCUCUGUGCCCCAUCCCGAAGGGUCUCUUUUCGUUGAGCAGCGUGUGGAUCACGAGCAUGAUCCCGUGCGUGUUGAGCUUAGAAUUCAGCAGGAGCCCGGCGACUCGCGCAGCCUGAAAAUUCGCCACAUCGGGGGUGACCAUUCGCAAUACGAUUUAUUCUGUCAAAGGCUCAUUCAAGGUAUCAUAAGUUGAUGGAGCUGUUAUUUAGGGAGGGCCAUCCCGAACCGAACGCGAGUUGCGAUGCCAAAAUUCAUUCCGAUCAUGGAAGGGUAGAGCGAAACCGAAUUUCCGAGGCUUUUGAGUUCGGAGGGUUAGUCUUUGAUGUGAUUGAUCAUUUGUUCGUUAUUUUGAGUAUGAAAGAGCGCUUUCGAGCUAAAGCCAUUUUGAAACAGUUUCGGUACGCGAGGAAAUUCGGAGUAACUCAAGGUCACAUACGAAUACUGCGGAUGUUCGAGGGCGGUAUUCGUUUUCGUAUUGGCUCUCUUUGGUCUCUUUUCCAAGGGAAGGGAGAUGUCUUUCGUAUGUGAAAGGAUGGAUUUCAAUUUUGCAGUCGUCCAUUCGUGAUUUUUUGUUGCACUCCAGUGUGCCUCAGUUUCAAAAUGACGGUAAUGUGGGAGGAAAAUUCAGGUUUUUCUGUUGUGUUCGCUACAUACGUGUGAACCCGGUGAAUUCGGUUACCCCAUGAUUCAUUUGUAUUCUGUUAUUGAACUUCUGCUCUUCGGGCCGAUCUUCUGAAGUACAGUAAUCCAGCUAUCUUGUAAAAUCUCUUAAUUUCAAGUGCAGCUGCACGACGAAAUUAUACAUCGAUUUUUUGCUGUAUACUGCGAUAUUCAAUGCUUGAAUAUUGGCGUAAUUUUCUAAUUUAAAUUUGUACCUUCAGAUAAAGGAAGUAAAUUGAGGUGAGUUCUUCAGCGUCUUUUUCGAUGCCUGACAAAAGCGGUUGCAAAUAAAAUUAUGAAAAUUAGAUCAGGAACAAGAUAAAGCCGAACGUUGGAAACCUUCGUUCAAAAUUACAUUUUUAAAAUUCUCCCUGAUCUGUGCAAUGUUGAAAGCACGUUUGUUACUGUAUAUUGUAUCUUAAACAUAGGAUCAAUCGUAAUUUGAUGGCAAAAGCUGGUUGAAGUUAUGUUACGAUUUUGAAAUCCUUUUUUUUUUGUGGACUUCCAAAUGCUGCUUGAUUUACUUGUAACAUUCCAAAUUGCUUUUGAGCAUUUACGACUUUUUCGUUUGAUCCCUUUUUAAUUUUUGUGUGUUAAGAGCAGAAUUCAGCACUGUAUUGCCAAUUGUGAUUGCUUUUGUUCAGUCAAUCAGGGGAAGGUCGUACGAAUUUUUAAUUUUAUCCAAUUUUGAGAAUUUUGAGAAUGCUCGUUUUACGUUAACUUCCUAUUCGUCUCUUCCAAAGAAGCGGCAGUGAAGUGAUAUCCGUCAUUCCUCAUCCAUUCCCAGCUAAACUCAUUUUCAAAAAUUAAUUCAACCUUUGCAGCGGUUGUGGUGAUAAGUGUCUAGAAUUUUGAGUCUUAUAGAGCUUCAAGCUGUACGGAAGAAAGAAAAUCUUGAGCUGAUUUCUUUUCAAGUGUCUUUGAAAUCACAAACCGGAAAGAAGCAAUCUCAAAUCACGGGCUGAAUCCCGACAAUCACUGUUUCAAUUCAUUUUGAUGAACCUACUAAAGUUUUCUCUGUCGACGAAUGAAUGACAGAUCAUUUGAAUGCGUGUUUUUCGUGUGUAUCCGUACUCAUUCAGAUUUGCCAUGGUUUUUUUUUUUUUUUUCAAUUUCAAACCUUCACAUUUUCAGAGGGAAUUGAUGGAACCCGUCAAUAGUGGGCACGAAUUUUUCUGAAAUGCAUCGGAAUUAUGAAAUUAUGACUAAUUAAUUGUGUGGUUCGAAUUGAAUGAUUCUCCCUCGUCAAACAAAAACAAAUCUGUGAUCCGUUUUAAUUUUGAAAAUCGUAUCGAGUGUCUUUUUCUUCUCUUCUUACGUAUUGGUCUCACUUCUUAAAAUAUUUAGUUGCUUUUAGAUCCUAAACGCUAAAUGAUUGGCAGAUUUAGUAUCUUCAAGAGCCCAUCCCAGAAACUUAUUGUUCGUGUUCUGUAUUUUCUAUUGAGUACCUCCAGUGCUCCUCGAUCUUGGUACCAAGAUUUAAAUUGGGAGAUAAAUGCUCUACACAAGUUAAGUUUUUCGAAGUGUGUCUCGGUAAAGCAUCUCCUUCAAGUGAUACAUUGGUGAAUUUACCAGAAUUCCGACAUUGAAUUCGAUUUUUGAAGACAAAAACGGCGGAGUGCGAAAUCGAUAUUCUGCGUGAUCCUCCCGCGAAAUGAUUCUUGUUAGAAAGGGAUCCUAGCUGAAUUCUCCGCGUGUAACUGUGUGUGUCUUUUCGUCCUGUAACAAGAGCACUUCGAGGUGAAGUUAUUCUGAUCGCGAUGUUGCGAUUAUUCCUAGGAAGCGAACAACGAAUUAUUUGAAUUCUGCGGGUUUCUUCGAUUCUGAAAUUUUAGCUUACCAUUUGGUCUAGUUCGAAGCGUUCGCGAUUGCAUCACUUUGAAACUCGGUGUCCGAUUUUUCAAGAAUUUCUCCGAGUGAGACGGAAGGCGAUGAAGUCAUGGGUGUUCAGAGAUUUUCAAAAGAGAUCAUUGUCUUGAAACUGGUCAUUAGGUGCACUAGACGUUCGUUGCGAGGAACGAUCGCGAAAAGGAAAAGCAUUUUGUUUCUUCCUGGAAUCGUUCUCUCUACUGUGGUGUGUCUGUUCGUUUUUGUUUACAUGAGAAGCUUGACUGAUAGUGGAAGGAAAGACGAAAUCGGGAGUGGAAUUAAAUUUGUUGUACGAGGACAAUUCUGCCUUGUAUCCAGAUUAUUCUCAUUUUUUAAUCGUCGUCGUGUGCGUCUGAUUUUCGCAUUCAGGAUGCGUUCAGCCAGCAGGAAAAGGACCAGAUCAGAGGGAAAAGGAAUCGGAGACUUCUCUAGUCCACCCAUCUUGUGUAUUGUUGGACUCAAUGGCAUGAUACCUAAUCGUUCUAUUGUAAUCGUGUUCAUGAUUAGUAUUAGAAAGUCGGAAGACGUGUAUGGCUGGGAGUACUUCUUCAGCAUGUCCCAAUUA
Messenger RNA from Notodromas monacha, 7797 nucleotides. The record is from the annotation of a GenBank genome assembly. NCBI's taxonomy places the organism in Eukaryota, Metazoa, Arthropoda, Ostracoda, Podocopida, Cyprididae.